Peromyscus californicus insignis is the source of this 4810-nucleotide messenger RNA. It is a transcript of the gene Rragd, whose product is annotated as Ras related GTP binding D. The coding region runs from base 359 to 1633 and encodes 424 amino acids. Gene Ontology annotation, molecular function: GTP binding; GTPase activity. Gene Ontology annotation, cellular component: lysosome; nucleus; Gtr1-Gtr2 GTPase complex. The transcript has 8 exons. NCBI's taxonomy places the organism in Eukaryota, Metazoa, Chordata, Mammalia, Rodentia, Cricetidae. Gene Ontology annotation, biological process: cellular response to starvation; positive regulation of TOR signaling; regulation of autophagy. The record is from RefSeq and is a predicted model, not a curated record.
CGGUGACCUGGGCGCGUCUGGACACCCGCGCUCCGCAGAGGGGGGAGCGUGUGUGGCCCUGGCGGGCGCCCCGCCAGACGAACGGUGGCUGCGGCCGGCGAGCGCGCGCCCGGCGGUGCGUGCGUGUGUGUGUGUGUGUGUGUGUGUGUGUGACAAGCGUCAGGUGACUCGGGUCACGCCGUCGCUCCCUCGCGCUCCCGGGGAGAACUGCCGCGCUCCGGCUGGCUCCUCCGGCAGCGGCGGCGGGGAAGCGGGGGCUGGGCGCCGCGGCCGCCCCCAGCGCAACCAGGCCCGGGGCCCGGGGGAGGUGCGGGCGGUUCGGCCCACACGGGGACCCCUGGAGCCGAGCGUGGGCGUGAUGAGCCAGGUGCUGGGCAAGCCGCAGCCGCAGGGUGAGGACGGCGGCGACGACGAGGAGGAGGAUGAGCUGGUGGGGCUGGCGGGCUACGAGGACGGGCCCGGGUCCUCGGACGCCGAGCUGGACAGCGGGCCGGAGGAGGGAGUUCUGGACUUCAGUGACCCCUUCAGCACGGAGGUGAAGCCCAGAAUCCUGCUCAUGGGUCUCAGAAGGAGCGGCAAGUCAUCCAUACAGAAAGUUGUCUUUCACAAGAUGUCCCCGAGCGAGACCCUGUUCCUGGAGAGCACCAACAAGAUCUGUAGGGAGGACGUGUCCAACAGCUCCUUUGUCAACUUCCAGAUCUGGGACUUCCCGGGGCAGAUUGACUUUUUUGACCCGACCUUCGACUAUGAGAUGAUCUUCCGGGGAACAGGAGCGUUGAUCUUUGUCAUCGACUCCCAGGAUGACUAUAUGGAAGCACUGGCCAGGCUCCACCUCACAGUGACCAGGGCCUACAAAGUGAAUACUGACAUCAACUUCGAGGUGUUUAUUCAUAAAGUGGACGGUCUGUCAGAUGAUCACAAAAUUGAAACCCAAAGAGACAUUCACCAGAGGGCAAACGAUGACCUUGCAGAUGCUGGAUUAGAAAAAAUUCAUCUGAGCUUCUAUCUGACAAGCAUCUAUGACCACUCUAUAUUUGAAGCCUUCAGUAAAGUGGUCCAGAAACUGAUCCCCCAGCUCCCGACGCUGGAGAACCUGCUGAAUAUCUUUAUCUCAAAUUCUGGAAUUGAAAAGGCGUUCCUGUUUGAUGUGGUCAGUAAGAUUUAUAUUGCAACUGACAGUACUCCAGUGGACAUGCAGACUUACGAGCUCUGCUGCGAUAUGAUAGACGUGGUGAUUGACAUCUCUUGUAUUUACGGCUCCUGCUUCCAGGUUCCUGCCCUGUUUGAGUUCCUGUCCCGACUUCUUUCGUUGAUGGUCAAUGAUACGGAAGUUCUCAAAGAAGAUGGAGCAGGAGCCCCGUAUGACAAGGAGUCCACAGCCAUUAUAAAGCUGAAUAACACAACAGUCCUUUAUCUAAAAGAGGUGACAAAGUUCUUGGCGCUCGUUUGCUUUGUCAGAGAGGAAAGCUUUGAGAGAAAAGGCCUCAUUGACUAUAAUUUUCACUGCUUCCGGAAGGCCAUCCAUGAAGUUUUUGAGGUGAGGAUGAAAAUGGUGAAAUCUCGGAAAGCCCAGAAUCGGUUGCAGAAGAAGAAAGGGACUACUCCCAACGGGACCCCUAGAGUACUGCUGUAGGGGAGCCGGGACCCACGCAUGCGUGUGCGAUGAGGGUGCCACACGGCACUACAGGAAGGAAGGAGGAGCCUGGGACACUGACAGAGAUUUGUUAAGGAAAAAAAAUACUCUCUUUUUAAAACAAAAUAAGCACUUCGAAGCAGAAACCUGUACAAUAACAAUAAAGUGAACCCCACUGUACUUUCAUUAUGUAAAUGUAAACGUUUAUGUCGAUAGAAAAAUCCCGUGUGAGAACUGCCAGGAACUGUACAUAUUUUGCACUUUUUUCAUGUUUUUUUUUUCUUGUUGAGGUUAACUUUGAUAAGAUGACUUUUCUAAACUUUUCUGUACAUGGUGUCAAGGACGUGCAUACUGUAGUCCAUGUAGCAGUCGGAAAUUAAUCCAAAGUAACACACUGUUAAUGACUUUUUGUAAACUGGGGAAUCUUUGCUACCAAUUAUCGAGGGGGAAAUCAUUUCUCAGUGCAGCAGGAGUGGGUCAGGGCUGGGAGCAAUAAGAACUUCUCCUGUUUGUAAUGAGUUUUGUAGGAAAUGGGAAUUUUGUAGGAAAACGUUAGUACCAGGCUUACAUCUAAGUUUGUACCCCUGUGGCCAUGCCUCCCGACUCACCCGUCUUUAGGAAGCUCUUUACCUCAACACACAUCUUUGAAGUCACUUUCUUCAGCUAGGUGAUUUCUUUUCGCUGUAUUAUUCUAAUGAACCUUUGGGACCAGAUUUCUAAAAUGAUGCCAGUCAGUAUAAAGAACUAUGAAUGUUGUUAGAGGAGACAGGGAAAAAUAGCAUGGAUUUGUUGGGGGGCAAAUUCUGGAGGUCCUUCUGUACCUGCCCAGGAUGUAGGCAGAUGGCCACUCAGACUAAAUGCACUUGGUACUUGUGUUUUAUUUGGCUCCUGUGAGUGGCCUGGUGUUGUGCUGUGUUUAAAGUCUUUGCUCAGGACCAGUUGUUGAUGCUCCGUGGCCACCGGCGUAGAGCAGAUCUUUGGUCUCCACAAUCCAGUUUAGUCCUUGGUGGCUCCGUUGGUUACCUGAAUCCCACUUCAUCUGUGACAAUAUGCCUCAUGUCCUCCACCUGCUCCUGCCAAGUUCAGCUUACUACUAACUUGCUCCGCAGGACGGAAGGCAGGAAAGCUUGUGGCCAGUGGGAAAGGACAGCCUAAGGUAGAAGUUAGCCGUGGUUUUGUUUUGUUUUUGUUUUUUUUUUAUUUUAGAUGAGCAGGGAAUUGAGAGUCCUAAAUCUAGCCCUGCACCCAGCCAUUCCAAAGGUUAGCACUGCCGGGUGUGCAUGGCGCUAGAAAAGGUCUUUUUAAAGCAGAGUCUCCUGGGGACAUCAGAGCUGCUCUUGCAACUUGUCCCUGAAGCCCAUUUCCUUUUUUUUUUUCCGAAACAGGGUUUCUCUAUGUAACUGUCUUGGCUAUCCUGGAACUCACUGCGUAGACCAGGCUGACCUUGAACUCAGAGAUUUGCCUGCCUCUGCCUUCCGAGUGCUGGGAUUAAAGGCGUGCGCCACUGCCGCCCCACCAAUCCCACUUUUAAGUGUCAUCUUCCAUCUUCGUGCUUCCCCUUCCCCAAGUCUGUCUGUGUUUGUUUUUGGGAUGUCUGUGUUUUGUUUGAGACAGGGUCUCUAUAGCUCUGGCUGUCCUGGAACUCACUAUGUAGACCAGGCUGUCCUUGGUCAGACUCAGAAAUCCACAUGUCUCAAGUCUCUGUUUCCCCCAAGUGCUGGGAUCGAAGGUAUGCGCCACCUUGCCAUGGCAGGUCUUCUGAAGCUGGUAACUGAAAUGAGAUGGGUGACUGAAGCUGUGAUCUGAGCCCUCCAGUAGUCUGUGCCGUCUUAAGGAGGUUUCUAGUAAUCAUUAAGGCAUCAUGGCUCCUUCCUUACAAUCCCUGUGCAGAGACCCAAAUGAGUUGUUAGGAGUCUGGAGUCCCAGAGAAGUUUCUGUUCUCCUUAAUUUUCAGAGCUAUUCCCUCACGGGCCUUUGCCAACAGGCUGGAUGGAGGUGGGCUGCUCUUAAGAGUCUAAUCCCACACACACCAGAGAGAGAGAGAGAGAGAGAGAGAGAGAGAGAGAGAGAACAGUUUGUUUGCUCUUUUGAGACAAGGUCUGAGGUAACCCAGGCUGGCCAAGGACGAUCUCCAACUUCUGAUCCUCCUGCCUCCACUUCCCUGAAGUACUGGGAUUACGGGGAUGCGCCAGCACGCUUGGUUUGUACAGUGCUGAGGAUUGAAUCCAGGGCUUCAUGCAUGUUGGGCAGCUCUCUACUAAGCUAGUAUCCUGGCUCCUUUUCUUAAUAGUUUUUACAAAGUAUUUCUCUUUGAACAGACAGAGAAUCGAGUUUUUAAUAAGACUUUAUUUUCAAGAUACGACACUUGCCUAUCUGGUAAACCACAUAAAACUACCAGGUAGACGUGGAGCUUCCAUCUUUAAGCUGGUUAUAUAAUGGUUUUUUGUUGAAAUGUGCCUUAAAAGCCUAUCACUUCAAGAGCAUGCGAUUCUUUGGGGGAUAGGCAGAAACAAUCCUAUGACCUAGGGCCCACGUUCCUGAUCAUAAAUGCACUCUGUAGUGACUCAUAUGCUAAUACUGACUACUCCCUCAAGCCUCGUGUGACAAUGACCUCCAAAGACGCAGGAGUUACAUCUGAAUGGUGAGGUUUUCAAGUCUGUGACUAGAACUGCAAUGUAUCUUCACAUUCGUUUUGUAUUUUAUCUUAGAUUCGGGAGUUAGCUUAAUGCAUUGUGUAGCUGUGUGUUUAUGCUCAAGUGUGACCAUAAACAGAAAGGUCAAACUUCUGGCUACAGUGGCUGCACUAGAACAUUUUUGUUUGUUUUAGGAGUUGAGAACGUGAAGAUUUGUAGAGCCGGGCAGCCUUUUUUGCUUUUGGAGUCAAGUACUUCUGUGUAGUGGCCAGACUGACUCACACCGUCUUUGCUAACUGUAGUCAUGGAGAUUAGCGUGAGUGACCAGGAUGGAGUGUUUUCAAAGGAGUAUAAAUCAAAGCUGAUAAAUAUUUACCAAGUGUUAUUUUGUGAACACAAUAUAUUUUGGAUCCUUAAAUACGAAAUGACUAGAAGCCACAGCAAUACUAUUAUGUAUGGGCUGUAUGCCAACUCGCUUUGACACAGAGUUCAUGAAAACAGUGGGGCUGUGGUGAUGAUUAAAAUACAGUAUGCACUCAACAAA